UCCCCUCCGCGGACUUUUGGCUUUCUUCCGCUUCGCAGCGACGUCGACAGAUUUGUUGGGCACCGAACCCAUCUCCGACUUCCAUCAAUUUCGCGCCCACAUCGAGGCCCAACGCACCAAUCCUCACAACACGCAAGUGCUCAGUUGCGUUUGGAAGUGAAGGAAGAGGAAGAGGGCGUGAAGGAGGAGGGGGAGGCCACUGAGACGGCGCAGCCGCUGCUGCUGUUGCUUCUGCUCGGCUGGGAAGGAUGGAGGGAGGGGGCGAUGUGGAGAGGAUGCAAGAAGUGGCGCCGGACUUAAACGGGACGCUUGAGGACAACGAUGUAGAUGACGAGGAGCAGCGUCAGCUGGACGCCGUUGAGGACGACGAGCCCCACCCCGACGACGAAGAGGAACGAAACAACAACGGGUUUCAGAACGGAGGGUCGGCAAGAGACUCAAUGGUAGAGAGUGGUUUCAAGGAUUCGCCUCGCGAUUCGCAAGGGAAAGCGUCCGGUUCAGGAGGGAAGAUUUUCAUCGGCGGCUUGUCAUGGGACACUUCUACAGACAAUUUGCAGAGUCACUUCAAAAAGUAUGGUGAGAUCAUCGAUGCGGUCAUCAUGAAAGACCGGUCUACGGGACACCCGCGCGGAUUUGGAUUUGUGACAUUUGCUGAUCCAGCCGUGUGCGAUAACGUUGUGCUGGACAAGCAUGUGAUUGACGGGAGAACGGUGGAGGCCAAAAAGUCAGUUCCUCGUGAAAACAUGGCAGCAAGUAAAGGACCGAAGACUAAGAAGAUCUUUGUCGGAGGCAUUCCUCCUUCUAUUACAGAUGAGGAGUUCAAAAGCUACUUCGCUAGUUUCGGAAGCGUAGUGGAGCACCAAAUAAUGCAAGACCACAGCACCGGUAGAUCGCGUGGUUUUGGCUUCGUGACGUUCGACAGCGAGCAGGUGGUGGAAGACAUUCUUGCUCACGGAAAGAUGCACGAGCUUGGAGGAAAGCAGGUGGAGAUCAAGAAAGCAGAGCCAAAACGACCUAUUCAAGACAGUCCCGGCGGUGGGUACCCAGGCGGCGGCUACCCAGGCGGCAGGGGUGGGGGUUACGGUGCAGGCGGAGUUGGAGGCUAUGCAGGAUACGAUGGUUAUGGAGGAUCUGGCAGUGCUGGGUAUGGAGCUUCAUAUAGGUCGGGUGGGUACGGAGGAAGAGGUGGAGGUUAUGGUGGGGGCUAUGGAGGAGGCUACGGUGGAGGAUAUGGAUAUGGUGGAGGCUAUGGAGGUGGUUUGGGGGUCGGAAGCUACGGUUCAGGUGUGGGAGGUGGAUAUGGGGGCAGUUUAGGGUAUGGCUCUGGCGGUGGCUACGGUUCAGGGAUGAUGGGUGGGUAUGGCGAUGGAGCUGACGGAUAUGGGUCAAUGGGAUACGGUGGAUACAGCGGCACAGGAGGUUAUGGUGCAGGAUAUAGCUCAGGUGGCGGCUAUGGUGGAAGUUACGGUAGCAGUCGUGGUUACAGCAGCAGCAGCGGCGGCGGUGGCAGCAGCCGCGGACGCUAUCACCCAUAUGGGAGAAGCUAGAGUCGCUGUAGAUUCGGGACGUUAGAGACAGUGUCAUAUAUUGCAUAGCGGAGCACACGCGGUUUGUGAAGUUAUUAGUGAAGAAGCAGGCACUGUCAAAGGAACAAGGUCUACUACUGAUGGGGGCUCCUUGCGCUGGAUAGUCGUUUUAACUUGUAAUUUUUGGUGAAGACACGGCGCGUUCAUAUUUAUCAGAGGAGGACAAGUUAGUUGGAAGCUACUAAAAUUUUGUUUCUGUACUUCUGAAGCAUGAAAGAGAUCAAUUACUGUUACAUUC
Messenger RNA from Physcomitrium patens, 1824 nucleotides. RefSeq lists its product as uncharacterized. Gene Ontology annotation, cellular component: nucleoplasm; chromatin. Gene Ontology annotation, molecular function: RNA binding. Gene Ontology annotation, biological process: regulation of gene expression. NCBI's taxonomy places the organism in Eukaryota, Viridiplantae, Streptophyta, Bryopsida, Funariales, Funariaceae. The record is from RefSeq and is a predicted model, not a curated record.